GUAUACAAGAUGGACCAUGGAUGCCCUCUCUCGCCACGCAGGCGCGCUGCAUCGGCGCCCCAGCCAAACCCAUCCACGGCCUGCGCCUCUGCACCGCAAUCUCUCGGAGGAAGCGUAGGAAGCCGUCAUGGAGCCAGCACGCAGUGGCAGCAUCACGUCCAGCACCCGCAGAGCCACCAAAUCUCCGAACGCGUGUGGGCAGUAGCAAUGUACAGGGAUUGUCCAAAGUGCUCCGCCCACCGCCUCGGCUAUUUGCAACCGUAACAUUUGCGGCCGUCGCCAAGCCUCACUUCGCCUACGAGUUUGGCAAAAUCGGCCCUCUGCCACGGUACAAAGCGUAUCCGCCGCGUGUGCGUGCACGACAUGUCCCCUCUCUUUGUGCACCCGCCCAAGGUCCUGUCGAGUAGGGCUGCGGGGGCACAAGUAGGUACCGCCCUACACACAUACCACAUACAUAUAUACCAUAUGCAUUGACAUCCAUAUCG
Messenger RNA from Exserohilum turcica Et28A, 485 nucleotides. RefSeq lists its product as uncharacterized. Bases 21 to 407 code for a protein of 128 amino acids. The transcript has a single exon. The record is from RefSeq and is a predicted model, not a curated record. NCBI's taxonomy places the organism in Eukaryota, Fungi, Ascomycota, Dothideomycetes, Pleosporales, Pleosporaceae.